Messenger RNA from Drosophila serrata, 1307 nucleotides. RefSeq names its product RNA polymerase II subunit M (gene Polr2M). Gene Ontology annotation, molecular function: transcription elongation factor activity. The record is from RefSeq and is a predicted model, not a curated record. Lineage: Eukaryota; Metazoa; Arthropoda; Insecta; Diptera; Drosophilidae. Gene Ontology annotation, cellular component: nucleus. Gene Ontology annotation, biological process: transcription elongation by RNA polymerase II.
CGAUAUUAAGUGAUCGAUAAAUUCAGGUAGCCCUGGUCAGCGAAGCCAUCGAUGGAACUUGUCUUCGUCCAAGUAAUGGUCACACUGACAGCUGAGAAACCAAAAUAAAUGAAAUAGCUUCAAGCGAAUAUGAACGAACACCGCAAUUUUGCACCGCUAAACCGGAUUCCUGGCUCCAGCCAGGUGAAGGAGCAGCACUGCAAGGACUUGAAGAGCCUCACCCGCGUCCAGUUAUUGGAAAUGAGGGACAGGCAGGGGCACUUCAUUUCGUCCACUAAGCGUCUGCAUCAGUUGCCGGACAAGGGCAAGCGUCUACUAGACUCGUAUGCCAAGCUCCUGGAUGAAAUCAAGCGCCGGGAUGAAGUGGAGGAGGCUACCCGACUCCUCAGCGGUCUCAACAUUGCGGAGAAGGGAAAGGUGGCUCUGAAUAAUCUAGAGUGGAAUGGUAGAACUAUGGAUGAGGGCGCCCAUGUGGACGACAUAUUGGACAGUGACGACGAGGUAGAGAUGGAUCCCUUGCGCAUCAUCGCCCAAGGCACCAUGCAUGAAAAACGAGUAAAAGUACUGCCACCGCCUGAAAGUCUAAUUACAGCUGCUGAUCUGGCAGACAUUGAAGAGUUCAAGAAACCUUCCCAUUCCCCGGAUUCUGCCCUUGCUGGUCACAGUGACACUAGUUCACAGCCCGCUGAGAUCAUAGAUCAAGGGUUGUCCAAGGAGCAGCAUGUCGACCAGCACGCCCUCUAUCUCAUUGACAAAACAGAGGGAAACGUACAUCCGCCGGCAAGAGAGAAGUUUAGACCCUUUCGCACCACGACAUCUAAUGUCCACGAUCCCGAUAAGGAGCGUGUGCGCAAGAAGGGCAAGCACUGGGAGGUGACGGCGGCCACUCCCCCGCUAAUUCAGCACAAGGAAGUGCAGCUGGUGCCCCUGGCGGAAUCGGCGGCACUUCAGUUACACUUUAUGCAAAAGAUCAAGGAGCUCCGCAUUCAGCAGGCUGAACAGAGGCUCGCGAAACUAAAGGAAUCAAGAAACUAUCCUGAUGAAGCAGUAAUUAAAUCAAAGGAAUCCUUUCGCCACUAUCGCAACCCCCAGCCACAUUUUCUCAUCGAGGGCAGGCCAGGGGCCAGCGAGUCCAACGAAGUGCAGGAUCCGACGAUCCAGGAUAAGGCAACAGGCACUAGCGGCAUUCACUACACAGUUUUCGAGUAAGCUCCUCCUGGGUUUUUUCCAACAAACAAACAUUGUGAACUAUUUAUUUGGCGUAGGCAACAAUUACUAAAUAAGAUUAUUACUACUGGCAUAACUCA